Messenger RNA from Chaetomium strumarium, 300 nucleotides. RefSeq lists its product as uncharacterized. The transcript has a single exon. NCBI's taxonomy places the organism in Eukaryota, Fungi, Ascomycota, Sordariomycetes, Sordariales, Chaetomiaceae. The record is from RefSeq and is a predicted model, not a curated record. Bases 1 to 300 code for a protein of 99 amino acids.
AUGGCAACAAACUCCAGCCGCGGGAAUGACAUCGCGGCCGAAGACGGCCCACCAAAGCAGAACACGCCCUCCACGCCACACGUCUCGGCCGAGCUGAAAUCCGACAUCCGGCAGCGCACAGAGGGGGGAGGAGGAGGCGUAGCUGCAUCGGGCGGGUCGGCAGGCCUGCACGCCACGGGCCAGGACGCCGGGUCCGUUGCGCCGGGGGCACAUGUCGAGACUGUUGACGAGGUUAUAGGGGGAGGAGGAGGAGGAGAAGAAGGAGGGGCGAGCAGAGAGGGGAAGAAGAAAGCGGGUUGA